AUGGAAAAAUUUGGAUAUUACUCCACUUUGAAAGCCAAGAACCUGGCUACAUUUUCAUAUUUUCUAGAAAUAGAUAUCACUGUUCGUAAAGAAUUUCCUGUCACCUCCAUACCAAAUAUUGACAAAUUUUAUGAAGACACAGAAUUCACCGAUUUUCACCUGCAUGCCACAGAUGGUAAUGUGCCAAUGCACAAAGCACUCCUUGCAGCAAACAGUGAUGUGUUCAAAGCAAUGCUGAACGGAGAGUGGAAAGAAAAAGGAGAAGGACAAAUCAACAUAGAAGGGGUGACUGUGAAAACACUUCAGCACCUAAAGGACUAUAUGUACCUGGGGGUGUUACCUGAUGAGGGCCUGGAAUCACUUCUAGUGGUUGCAGCCCGCUACUUGAUGGAUAAGCUGAAGGCUGAUUGCAUUAUUGGCAUCUUUGUAGUUAAUAUUCUGUGA
Messenger RNA from Cydia amplana, 444 nucleotides. RefSeq lists its product as uncharacterized. The record is from RefSeq and is a predicted model, not a curated record. Gene Ontology annotation, cellular component: cytoplasm. The coding region runs from base 1 to 444 and encodes 147 amino acids. The transcript has 2 exons. Gene Ontology annotation, biological process: regulation of proteolysis; proteasome-mediated ubiquitin-dependent protein catabolic process. Gene Ontology annotation, molecular function: ubiquitin protein ligase binding. Lineage: Eukaryota; Metazoa; Arthropoda; Insecta; Lepidoptera; Tortricidae.